AUAUCUGAUAGUCGAUUCGAUAUCUCUAAUUAUUUUGAUAAUCAAAUUUUCGAUUAUUUUUAAUUCCAAUUAGCCCAACAACUUAGCGAGAGAAAAACUUUUAUUUUAUGAUAAGGUCCAAAAAUAUAUGUAAUGCAACCAAAAAAAAAUGAGUAAUAUAUACAUUUUAGAACCUCCAACAUCGGGAAAGGUUUUACUAAAGACAACAGUUGGCGAUAUAGACAUAGAGCUUUGGACGAAAGAAACUCCAAAAGCAUGCCGAAACUUCAUUCAACUAUGUCUAGAAGGUUACUACAACAACACAAUCUUCCACAGGGUCGUUAAAGGCUUCAUUGCCCAAGGAGGAGACCCCAACGGAGACGGAACAGGAGGAGAGUCAGUUUAUGGAGAACCUUUCAAAGAUGAGUUCCAUCAGAGGCUCAGGUUCGCAAGGAGAGGUCUCGUUGCCAUGGCAAAUGCUGGCAAAGACGAUAAUGGAUCUCAGUUCUUUUUCACUCUCGGAGCCACUCCUGAGCUACAAAACAAGCACACCCUUUUUGGUAAAGUAACCGGAGAGACAAUAUUCAACGUACUGAAAUUAGAGGAGGGCUUGAUCGAAGACGAGACCCCAGUGUACCCACAUAAAAUUAUCAAGACUGAAGUAUUGAAUAAUCCAUUUCCAGACAUAGAACCCAGGAUUAAAGUUACGGAAGUGAAAGAGAAAAAAAAGAGAGAAAAAAGUUCAGGAGUAAAAAAUUUCAAACUCUUAUCAUUCGGAGAAGAAGCUGAGGAAGACGAAGAGGAAUCUACUAGGGAGAGUAAAAAGUUUGUUGGAAAGGGAAAAUCAACACAUGAUGUACUAGACGAUCCAAAGUUGAGUUCCAAAACAGAAGUUUUGAAUGAAGUCAAAGAGGAUGAAGAAAUCGAUCCAGAAGAACAACUGGAAAGCAUAAGGAAGAAACUGAAAACCAGUAACAACCAGAAAUCUAAGAGCCACAAAUCAUUAAAUAAUAUCAGUGAUGAUUAUGAUGAUGACUUCAAAGAUUAUUACUUGAACAAAGACAUAGAUCUGGAAAAAGAAAAGAAGAUGAAGGAAAUCAAAUUGGAACUCGAAAAUUUGAAGAAGGACUACCAUAAAAACAAACUAAAGAAAGAGGAAGAAAAAUCAGAAGCUGUAAAGGAGGAAGAAGCUAGAAGCGAAAUGUACAAAGAAUAUAAAGAAGAGCAUGACAAGUACAAAUGCAAGAAAGAGCAAUUACCUAAAAAGGGGCUUGGUAGGGAAAAAUUCACUUUGGACCUACUAGCAAAGUUCAAGAAAAAAUUACAGUCAGUCAAAGAGAAGGAAACGCCAGAAAAUGUUGAGGAUAAUGAUGAUGAUGAUGAUAUAGACAGCUUUCUCACCAACUCAAAUUUGCAGACGACAAUCCAGUUUUAGCCAAAGACGCCAAUACAAAAGAUGAUGACUGGUUUGAAAUUUAUGAUCCAAGAAAUCCACUCAAUAAGAGAAGGCGUGGUGAAAAGCCAUUGAAAGAGAAACUGAAUUCAAAGUAGCAAUAUAUCGUAAGAUUCUAUGUGUAAUUGUGUGAGGGAGUUGGGAAAUAAAAAAAAAAGUACAAUUGUA
Messenger RNA from Leptinotarsa decemlineata (Colorado potato beetle), 1600 nucleotides. RefSeq names its product spliceosome-associated protein CWC27 homolog. Gene Ontology annotation, cellular component: catalytic step 2 spliceosome. Lineage: Eukaryota; Metazoa; Arthropoda; Insecta; Coleoptera; Chrysomelidae. Gene Ontology annotation, biological process: protein folding; protein peptidyl-prolyl isomerization. The record is from RefSeq and is a predicted model, not a curated record. Gene Ontology annotation, molecular function: peptidyl-prolyl cis-trans isomerase activity.